Messenger RNA from Linnemannia hyalina, 2457 nucleotides. The record is from the annotation of a GenBank genome assembly. Lineage: Eukaryota; Fungi; Mortierellomycota; Mortierellomycetes; Mortierellales; Mortierellaceae.
AUGGUCUUUUUGAAUGGACAAAAGUUUGCAUGUGCCACUUGUAUCAAGGGCCAUCGGUCGACCACCUGCAACCACGGUGAACGACCCUUGCACGAGAUCAAGAAGAAAGGCCGUCCUUCGACCCAAUGCCCCCACUGCAAGGAGUUGCGUAAAGCCAAGCAGGUCAGCGUCCGCUGCAUCUGUGGUCGCGAGGAAGGUGCAGCUGCCGUUGCCAAUGGCCUGAAACGAGCAAAGUCUCUCAGCCAUGACGGACGUCUCACUAUCCCGGCAAUCGGCGGCGAGGAACUCCUCCGAUCCGUCGCGACCCAUGGCCAAAGCCCUCAGGACUCUUCUUCGGACGCUCAAUCGUCCACCGGAGGUGUCUCCCACUGCGGUUGCCUAGAUGGUAGAGUCUGCACUUGCUGUCGCGACCGCACUGGCCAUGUCGUCGUCAAGCCAAGCAAGGGUUCUGCCCAUGCCAACAGUUCUACCUUUAAGAAUUACCCCGCCAACCGCCAGCGUAGCGCCGCUUCCUUGGACCUCGGCAAGUCUGGCAUGUUGUUGUUCCCUCGAGACACCUCGUCACCUCUCCCCUUUGUCCCCCAUGGGCAGAACAACCAGGUCGUCCAGAGUCCCGACAGCUUUGGCAGUCAAGGAAAGGCCAACGCGGGUAUCUUCGCCUCCAGUGCUUCGCCCCUGUUUGCCCAGACGCUCUCUCCCUCCAGCAGCUCGGGUUGCGACAAUUCGCCCUCGACUUCCUCCCUCGGUAGCCACCAGAGCGGUCAAAUGCAAUCCCAUUUGUGCUUUGACUACGCCAGCUCGUCCGACUACGAUAGCGACCACUAUCCCACCACGUCGUAUUCGUAUUUUCCCGAGACCAUGACCAGCUACCCUGUGAGCAAUGCUUCGGAUGACUUGGAGGACAUGGACAUGUUGGCCAACGCUGACCCCAAGACUAUUAUGGAUGGCAUUAUGAACGGAACGACCGCUUUGAACCCUAUGGAAAGUGCUUCCGCCGAUGAGAUUCGCAUGCUCUACUCGGCCCUGUCUAGCUUUGAUACCGCUUCGCCCUCCGCCGUGCUGACGCCUCCCUCUCGAUCGUACUCCUCGCCUGUCCCUUCGGGCACCAGCUCGAUCCCAUCGUCGCUCCCUGCUCCGUCGGCUUUAGCUCCCAAGUCUGGCUGCUGUGGCUCAGGGAAUCGGUCUGAGACUGCUCCCUCCACCAUGGCAUCGACUCCAUCCCAUUCGCCUCCUGCUGGCAGAAGCGACAUUGGUGACGAGGAAAUGGCCUCCAAGAUGGACGGUUGCGGUUGCGCCAUCUCCCCCAACAUGUGCUGUUGUGGUGAGCGCUGCGCUUGCCCUGGUUGUCUCGCCUACCCCAACAACCAGAACAUCUUGGACCCCAGCCUCGACAUUGACUUUCGAUCGACCCCCGCCGGUCCUUCCCAGACCUCUGGCUGCUGCGGCUCCAACAAGACCGGCGCCACUUUAAUGAACGGUACUACUCUGAGCGAUAACAACAAUAAUGACCCCACCACCACCACCACCAACAACAACAACAACAACAACAACAACAACAGUAACAUCAGUGGCAACAACAACAACAACGGUCUGGCCCUCAACAACCUGCAAGCCGAGGCCUUCAAUCUCAGCGCCGCCUUGAAUCUGGUCCAGGCCAAGUCGGACUUUGACGCGCGCCAGACUGUCAAGCGACAAUUCAAUGGACUGUCCGGUCUGGAGGAGGCCAAGAUGCAGCAUCCGACUCUCCUCGGGGACAACGGUGUCUUGAUCUGCGGCUGCGGCUGCGGUCGCCCUACGGUAGAUUGUUCAGAGUGCUUCCGGGACAUGUGCCAGUUUGUGAGCGAGUCUCAGGGACGGAUGAUGAAGGAUGACCUGGAUUUUGAGAGUGCACUCAACGGUGAUGUCGGUGGUACCUCGUCCGAUCUCGGCCUCAGCAUCAACAUACCCGUCCCCCUCAACAUGGUUAUGAACAUGAACCUGGACAUGGACCUCAACAACAUGAACAUGGCCAACUUUGCUCACCCGUCGUCCAUGCCCCAGACCAUGAGUUUGCUCGCGAUGCAAGGCCAGCGAUCCAACGGCAGUCCAUCGACGUCCCCUUCCUUUGAGCAGCAACAGCAGCAACUGCAACUGCAACAACUCCAGCAGCAACAGCAGCAGCAGUUCUCUCAAGACAGCCUUCUGAAGCAGCAGCAGCAGCAACAGCAGCAACUGGCCCUUCAGAUGGAGCAGCGGUUGAGCCUUCGCCGUCGGUUCCGUGAGGGCAUAGAGGAAGAGCAGAAGCUUCAACUCCAGUUGAUGGAGCAGGAGCAGAUGCAGCUACAGCAGCUGCAGCAAUCGAUGCCCGGUCUGGACCAUCUACAGCUGGACUUUUUGGAUGACGAGGACUGGAGCUUUGUGGAUGAGAUCCGAACCGACGCAACGGAUGCCCAUAUGAACCCUGCGCCAAGGUCAUGA